Sycon ciliatum is the source of this 1509-nucleotide messenger RNA. RefSeq lists its product as uncharacterized. The transcript has 5 exons. Gene Ontology annotation, biological process: DNA integration. Lineage: Eukaryota; Metazoa; Porifera; Calcarea; Leucosolenida; Sycettidae. The coding region runs from base 1 to 1509 and encodes 502 amino acids. Gene Ontology annotation, molecular function: nucleic acid binding. The record is from RefSeq and is a predicted model, not a curated record.
AUGGCUAGCGUCUACUCCGACAAGGGCAUCCGCGCCUCUCCCAGCCACCAGCAGUCUGUGGCUACAUUCUCUACGCCAUCUUGCGUCAGCGACAUACAGAGUUUCCUGGGUCUCACCAACUUCCUCCGCCGUUACAUUCGUAACAUGGCCGAUCUCACCACACCACUUCCUGCUCUCACUAAGAAAGGUGAUCCACAGUUCACCGUUGUCACCGACCACAAGCCGCUCCUGCAACUCAUGGCCGUCGGAUCGAGACCUCCGCCACAAAUUGAGCGCAUGGUCCUUCGCCUGCAGGAUCUCAGCUUCCAGCUCCAGUACAAGCCUGGCCCAGAAAACCCGGCCGACGUCGUCAGUCGCAAUCCGCAGCCUCAUCCCGACUUGCCAAACAUCGGCGCACAGGAAGACACUGCGUACAUACAUGCCCUAGCUACAGCAGCUAAGCCGAAUGCGUUGGCUCUGGAGGAGAUUGCGGACGCCACCACCGCAGACACCACACUGCAAGCCAUCCUUUCCUCUCUGCAAUCUGGCCGCUGGGAUUCCAACCACACCACGGUCCGCCCCUUACACAUGCGGGCCACCAAGGUAUUGUCCGCACCAAGCAACGGCUCAAUAGCGAGGUUUGGUGGCCCAACAUGGCGACUGAAGCCGAAGCACUCUGCCGGCAAUGUAUUCCGUGCCAAGCAACUCUCUCAACGACACCCCUACGUCCGGGAGUCCGUGCCCACACCACCGUCCACCAAGCCGUGGCAACGAGUCUUCGUCGAUUUAUACGGACCCAUGCCAAACGGUCAGCACCUGCUUGCCACUAUCGACCAGUUGACUCGCUACCCGGUCAUCAACGUGUUCAGCACGACACCCACUACGGCCGGUGUUUUUAAAGCUCUGCGCUCUACAUUAUCCAUGUUUGGCUUGCCCGAAGAGCUAGUCUCGGACAACGGUCCUCAGUUCCGUUCUCCGGCUUUUGCUGAUUUCCUCGCGCAACACGCUAUCCAGCACCGCCACACCCCUCCUUUGUGGCCACAAGCAAACGGAGCAGUCGAGUGCCUCAACCGUACCAUUGGCAAAGUUCUGCGAACUGCCAAACUAGCUGGCAAAGACAUCAAUGUUGCAUUAGACCAAUGGCUCCUAGCGUACCGCACCACGCCACACCCUGCCACUCGCGAGGCACCGGCAACACUCAUGUUUGGUCGCCCCAUCCGCGACAGCAUACCCUGCAUUACGGCAGCCGCACCAGACUUGCCUUCAGCUGCCCACCGUGACCAGCAAUUCCGCCAAUCCCAGUGCGACGCUGCCAAUGCCACCCGCCGGUCAAACGCCCCCAUCCUCACUCCUGGUCAGCGCGUCUUACGCCUCAAUGAGCAGGCACACAAGCUCUCACCACAGUGGGAUCCCAACCCCUGGACCGUGGACCAGAUUUCUGGGUCUACGAUCUCACUCAGCUCUGCUCUCCGAGCAUUCUGCUUCCAACACGACUUCCCGAAAGAUAGCUCGCUGACUUUGAUGCUUUGA